AUGGUUAAGACUUCAGUCCUCAACGAUGCGCUUAACGCCAUCAACAACGCUGAGAAGGCCGGAAAGCGUCAAGUGCUCAUCCGCCCAAGCUCCAAGGUCAUCGUCAAGUUCCUCGGUGUCAUGCAAAAGCACGGCUACAUCGGAGAAUUCGAGGAGGUUGAUGACCACCGAGCAGGAAAGAUUGUCGUCCAAUUGAGCGGCCGUCUUAACAAGACCGGUGUCAUCUCCCCAAGAUACAACGUCAAGAUCGAGGAUUUCGAGAAGUGGGUUGUCAAGCUUUUGCCAUCCCGUCAAUUCGGACACAUCGUUCUUACCACUUCCGCUGGUAUCAUGGACCACGAGGAGGCUAGACGCAAGCACGUUGCCGGAAAGGUUCUCGGCUUCUUCUACUAG
Messenger RNA from Sclerotinia borealis F-4128, 393 nucleotides. Lineage: Eukaryota; Fungi; Ascomycota; Leotiomycetes; Helotiales; Sclerotiniaceae. The record is from the annotation of a GenBank genome assembly.